Molecule: messenger RNA, 1317 nt
Organism: Penicillium robsamsonii
Lineage: Eukaryota; Fungi; Ascomycota; Eurotiomycetes; Eurotiales; Aspergillaceae
Product: MCT family MFS transporter
Exons: 4
Coding region: 1-1317 (438 amino acids)
Biological process (GO): transmembrane transport
Cellular component (GO): fungal-type vacuole membrane
Molecular function (GO): transmembrane transporter activity
Source: RefSeq, a predicted model, not a curated record
AUGCAUGGAAAUGAUCCAGAAAAAGGUCUCGCGCCAUCCGAAAAAGACGAAGCACAACCUACUGAGAAGUCAGUUGCUGCUGGUCCAGCACCCGCGGCACCAGGGAUCGGUCCACCACCUGACGGAGGUGCACAGGCAUGGCUGGUCGUACUAGGAGCUUUCUGCGGUCUAUUCGUCAGCUUCGGCUGGAUCAAUUGCAUCGGCGUCUUCCAAGCAUACUACGAACGUCACCAACUGAGCGAGUUCUCUACCAGUACAGUAACAUGGAUCACAUCGCUAGAAACCUUCACAAUGUUCUUCUGCGGCCCAAUAUUCGGAACCAUGUUCGACAGCUACGGCCCACGUUGGAUUCUUCUUCUCGGCACAUUCCUCCACGUCUUCGGCUUAAUGAUGGCUUCCCUUUCAACAGAGUACUAUCAGUUUAUCCUUGCACAAGGAAUCUGCAGUCCAAUCGGCGCAAGCGCCAUCUUCAACGCCUCUGUCAACUCCGUCAGCACCUGGUUCGCUAAGCGUCGUGCUUUCGCCCUCGGCGUAACGGCCGCUGGAUCCAGUCUGGGUGGAGUCAUUUUCCCGAUCAUGGUCACCCAACUGAUUCCCAAAGUCGGGUUUCCCUGGGCGAUGAGAAUCUGCGCCUUCCUCAUUUUGUUCAUGUUGGGCAUCGCCAAUCUCACGCUGAAGUCAAGAUUACAGCAUCGCCGGAAACCAUUUGAUUUCCUCGGUUUCCUGAGGCCGUUGGCUGAGCUCAAGUUUUCCCUUACGCUUGCUGCUUCAUUUUGCUUCUUCUGGGGCAUGUUUUUGCCAUUCACUUUUGUUAUUACCCAGGCUGAGAGGUAUGGCAUGUCUAGCAACCUAGCCGGGUAUCUGAUUCCGAUUUUGAAUGCCUCUAGUAUCUUCGGCCGCACGCUCCCAGGCUAUCUUGCCGACAAAUUCGGCCGCUACAACAUGAUGGUCUUAACAACGUUUUUCUCAUCCAUCCUCGUCCUAGCCCUCUGGCUACCAUCGAGAGGCAACGCCCCAGCAAUUGUGUUCAGCGCCCUAUACGGCUUCGGCUCUGGUGCGUUUGUCUCACUUGCACCAGCUCUUAUAGCGCAAAUCUCCGAUCUUCGCCAGGUGGGCGUGCGUAAUGGCACUUUCUUUGCUGUCAUCUCGUUUGCCGCCUUGACCGGUACUCCUAUCGGCGGUGCUUUGGUGAAAGAUGUUCUCCAUGACGAUUAUACCCGGUUACAGAUAUUCGCUGGUGUUGUUAUGAUUGCUGGAUCUAUUCUGUUUGUUUUUGCACGGGGGACUGUUGGUGGGUUUAAACUUAACAAGGUAUAA